CGCGCACGGUCGUAUCAGCACGCGUUCACCUCGGGUCGCAAGGCAUCCGCCUCGCUCCGCCAAUCAGAAGUAGAAAUACUCGAGCUACCAAUUAGAGGCGUGUCCAAUUUUGACCAAUAGGAAGUUGAAUGGGCGUGGCCACAAGCAGCCUCUCUUUCAUUGGCUCAGAGUUGUCUGGGGAGACCGCCCCCAUCCCUAGUCCGGUCGCUGCCAGGCGGAAGUCUCACGCGAGCUUCAGAACGGGAUCUUAGCCUCGCGUCUCCUGGUUCCGGCCGCCGCCGCCGCCGCCAUCAUGGUGCGGAAGCUCAAGUUCCACGAGCAGAAGCUGCUGAAGCAGGUGGACUUCCUGAACUGGGAAGUGACCGACCACAACCUGCACGAGCUGCGCGUGCUGCGGCGGUACCGGCUGCAGCGGCGCGAGGAGUACACGCGCUACAACCAGCUGAGCCGCGCGGUGCGCGAGCUGGCGCGGCGGCUGCGCGACCUGCCCGAGCGCGACCCGUUCCGCGCACGCGCGUCGGCCGCGCUGCUGGACAAGCUGUACGCGCUGGGCCUGGUGCCCACGCGCGGCUCGCUGCAGCUCUGCGACGCCGUCACCGCCUCCGCCUUCUGCCGCCGCCGCCUGCCCACCGUCCUGCUCAAGCUGCGCAUGGCCCAGCACCUGCAGGCCGCCGUGGCCUUCGUGGAGCAGGGCCACAUCCGCGUGGGCCCCGAGGUGGUCACCGACCCCGCCUUCCUCGUCACCCGCAGCAUGGAGGAUUUUGUCACCUGGGUCGACUCGUCCAAGAUCAAGCGGCACGUGCUGGAGUACAACGAGGAGCGCGACGAUUUCGAUCUGGACGCCUAGUGGGUCUCCCCGCUCCGACCUUCCUCGGUUCCCCUCCCCUGCCCACAGCCGCCUCUGACAGAUGGGUAAACUGAGGCCAGAGACGCUGAGUCUGCCGCUCUCCAAGGGUGUGUUCACCGAUCGUGGGGCCUCCCCUCACCACAGCUGCCUCUGACGUGGGGGAAACCGAGGCCGGAGAUGCUGAGUCUGCCCUCCCCGAGAGUGUGUUGACUGAUGGUGAGGCCUCCCCCUCGCCUCAGCUGCCUUUGACAAAUGGGUAAACUGAGGCCAGAGACGCUGAGUCUGUCCUCCGCAAGACUGUUGAGCGUAGGACCUUUCUCUUGCCAUAACUACUGUUGAUGGAACUGAGGCCGGACGCGCUGAGUCUGCCCUCCACGAGUGUGUGUUCACCGGUCGUGGGCCCUCCUUCGCCACAGCUGCCUCUGACAGAUGGGGAAAUUGAGGGCAGAAACUGAGUCCUCGAAAGCGUUCACCGACCGUGGACCCAUUGGUAAAUGGGGAACCGAGAGGAGAGCCGCUGAGAGAGUAUUAGUGAAUUGCAGCUCCUGAGU
Messenger RNA from Dipodomys ordii (Ord's kangaroo rat), 1398 nucleotides. It is a transcript of the gene Imp3, whose product is annotated as IMP3, U3 small nucleolar ribonucleoprotein. The transcript has a single exon. Bases 293 to 847 code for a protein of 184 amino acids. The record is from RefSeq and is a predicted model, not a curated record. NCBI's taxonomy places the organism in Eukaryota, Metazoa, Chordata, Mammalia, Rodentia, Heteromyidae. Gene Ontology annotation, biological process: rRNA processing. Gene Ontology annotation, molecular function: rRNA binding; snoRNA binding; structural constituent of ribosome. Gene Ontology annotation, cellular component: Mpp10 complex; small ribosomal subunit; small-subunit processome.